AUGGAGUCUCGCACCGGCCGCUCAAACCAACGCUACGGCUCCAACGGCGAGCGUCUCGUCGCCGGCGUCGUGCCCGUCUCGCCCGACAAGUCCAAGAUCCUGCUCAUCCAGUCCGCGCGCCCCGGCGCCUGGGUGCUGCCCAAGGGCGGCUGGGAGCUCGACGAGCCCUCCGCCCAGCAGGCCGCCUGCCGCGAGGCCUGGGAGGAGGCCGGCGUCGUCUGCACCGUGCUGCGCGACCUGGGCGCCAUCGCCGACAUGCGCACGCCCGCCCAGAUCACCGCGAAGGCGCCCCGCGUCGUCUACCAGUUCUUCGAGGUGCGCGUCGACCGCGAGGAGCCGCAGUGGCCCGAGAUGCACAAGCGCAAGCGCCAGUGGGUGUCCUACGCCCAGGCCGCCGCCGCCCUGACCGCCCGCCCCGAGCUGCUCGAGGCCCUCAACCGCAGCUCCGUCAAGCGGUAG
Ophidiomyces ophidiicola is the source of this 459-nucleotide messenger RNA. RefSeq lists its product as uncharacterized. Lineage: Eukaryota; Fungi; Ascomycota; Eurotiomycetes; Onygenales; Onygenaceae. The record is from RefSeq and is a predicted model, not a curated record. Gene Ontology annotation, cellular component: nucleus; cytoplasm. The transcript is spliced from 2 exons. Bases 1 to 459 code for a protein of 152 amino acids. Gene Ontology annotation, biological process: diphosphoinositol polyphosphate metabolic process; diadenosine pentaphosphate catabolic process; diadenosine hexaphosphate catabolic process. Gene Ontology annotation, molecular function: diphosphoinositol-polyphosphate diphosphatase activity; endopolyphosphatase activity; bis(5'-adenosyl)-hexaphosphatase activity.